AUGAAGGAGAAGGCCGCAGUCGAUGCAAGGGAGAAACAAAGGCUGGAGCAGGAAGAUAGGUGCAGACUACAGGAGCAUGUUCGCAGUUUUAGAAACCAGCUUGCUUUGAGUAAAAAUGAGGCUUUGGCGAGAUGCAACUCAGAAAAACGACGAUUAAACAUCGAAAUUAAAAAAGAGACCAAUCAAAUUCAAGAAGAUGCACAGGAGGCUGAGGAACAAAGGCGACUAGCGCAAUCUCAAAUGAUCCAAGAUAUCCGUCUUCUUCGUGUUCGCAUCAAGGAGCGGAAGAAGGAACUGGCGAGGCAUAAGUGCGCCGCUUGGGUUGGUGGUGAGGGGGAACCAACCGGCUAUGAGGACAGCGGCAAUGAGAAAAGCAGGAUGAACGUCCAGGAAUCGCUCGCCGAGAGUCGUGCACGGGGUAGAGAGCUAGAGGAAGUUAACCGGCAGAAAAUAGCAGCAGCCCACGAGCGUAUGCGUGAGGAAAUACAAAAUAUGGAGCGAAUUAUCGAAGCGCAGCGCCAAAGGAGCAGUAAAGAACGGGAAUUAUUAUGUGAGUUGAAGGAGUGCAAAGAGGAAGCAGCGAGAAGUGUGAAGGAGGCUUUUCACGCCACGCGUGUGUUGGAAAUGUACGAUAAAUUGCACUCAAAGCGUCUGAAGCACUUACAGAGUUCCAGGGAAAUUAGAGAGGAAGAUCGCAAAUGUCGAAAUGAUAAAAUUUUGCGCAACGCCAGUAGUGGUGCAGUGGAAAGUGAACGCUGGAGGCAGCUUGAACAAGGACUACACAACCACAUUCUAUCUACACAAGCCCUCCAAAAGAGCUGUGCCGCCUCAUUAUAG
Molecule: messenger RNA, 837 nt
Organism: Phytomonas sp. Hart1
Lineage: Eukaryota; Euglenozoa; Kinetoplastea; Trypanosomatida; Trypanosomatidae
Source: the annotation of a GenBank genome assembly